This is a messenger RNA of Leptosia nina, 342 nucleotides long. The record is from the annotation of a GenBank genome assembly. NCBI's taxonomy places the organism in Eukaryota, Metazoa, Arthropoda, Insecta, Lepidoptera, Pieridae.
AUGCCCAACUAUGCUCGUAGGCGGGACGAUUUGUUAGCGCAAAUCCCACAUGGGCCAUGGUCUAUUAAUUUCCCGGCUCUUCCUCCACUUAAUGCGGCCGUAAUAGCAAGAACUCUCGCUCGCGCUAAACCAGUUAUGCAAAGACUGGCGAUUGACAAAAGGAAAUUUAAUCCAGUAGGGCACCGGCUCCGAAUUCAAUUACGACGGGAGGAUAUCGUGAGAGUAUUGGACAAACAUCGAUGCGAAACGGGCUUGACUCGCCGUGGACUGGCGCGGAGGUGUCAAAACUCGUGGCAGGCAAUUGACACAAGUUGGCCCGACGAGGCGCGUGAGAAUAUUUGA